Messenger RNA from Vitis vinifera (wine grape), 874 nucleotides. RefSeq names its product sugar carrier protein C. The transcript is spliced from 5 exons. Bases 196 to 684 code for a protein of 162 amino acids. NCBI's taxonomy places the organism in Eukaryota, Viridiplantae, Streptophyta, Magnoliopsida, Vitales, Vitaceae. The record is from RefSeq and is a predicted model, not a curated record.
UUCUUCAGGCCCAUCAUCUCUCUCCGCUCGCCCUAUUCACAGCGUCAUCACAAUAGGAAAAGAGAACGAAAAUGGGAAUAAGGUUCCCUUUUCAUAGAGCCUUAACAAGCAGUUCUUCGAUGGUGGUACAGAAGAGGGCGACAACGUACCGUGAUUAGUGAGGAGUGGCGGUGACAGAGAUGACCGGCAAUAGGGAUGGUAGAUGGGCGGCAACAAUCAUCGGCGGAGAUGGCCGAUGAUGAAGCCAAUAGAAAACUUAUAAGAAUUGGUGGUGUUGCCAGUGUCCAUAUGGAGCUCAAUGAUCUACAUGCUAGUAAAGCAUCAAGAGAAGUCGAGUCCAGAAAGACACUUGGUUUUGGAAGUAGUACUGCACUCAUAUCCUCUGAUCCCUGCCAUGGCCAAUGCUGCUACUACCCUUGUUUCAGUCUGUGCAGAGGAAGGAAACUCUUCCUUGAAGGUGGAGCUCAAAUGCUCACUUGUCAGAUUUUCGUUAUGAUCGAUAUUCCCUUUAAAUUUGGAAUAAGUGGGAAACCUGGUGAACUCUCCAAGGAGUUUGCUGCUGCUGUGGUUCUUCUUAUUUGUGUGUCCAUUGCAGGAUUUGCAAGUUGUCUGAUUGAUGAGGUUGAAGAUGAGGACGGCAGUGAAGACAAGGAAGAGUUGUUUACGAGACUGCCAUUUGCAUAGCUUGGCAGUUCGGCCUCAUGUCGGUAUUCAUUCGAUUCUUAAUAUAAUAUCAAUCAGCAUGUUGAUGAAAAGCAGCAUGGAUUGAGCUACCAUGGUAAAGCAUUCCUCGUUUUGGAUUAUGUAUGAACAGCAUGAAUAACUUACAACUGUUGGGUGGUUUGGAAAUGAGAAGUCAUGCCGUUUUGAAAAA